This is a messenger RNA of Leopardus geoffroyi (Geoffroy's cat), 3289 nucleotides long. RefSeq lists its product as uncharacterized. Bases 1 to 477 code for a protein of 158 amino acids. The transcript has 2 exons. NCBI's taxonomy places the organism in Eukaryota, Metazoa, Chordata, Mammalia, Carnivora, Felidae. The record is from RefSeq and is a predicted model, not a curated record.
AUGCGGCCGGGCUUCGACCCCGCGCGCCUCAGAGUGCGGGCGCCUGCGCUCCCCGGCCCCUAUUUGACCGUCCCUCGGCUCGCCCAGCCCCUCCCGGCCAGCUUGGCCCCCGCCCGGGGAAGGGGCGCCCCCUCGCUCCCGCAGCCGGGAAGGAAGUCGGCCCGCGGCCGCCGAGCCCGGCAACUUGCGAGCCGGGAAAAGUUUGCGGCGCCUCCGCGGGGCGGCGCGGCGCGGCGCGGCCCGCCCCUGGCGUCCACGGUCACCGCCGGUGACUUUCUGGACUCGUCGUCAGCCCGGGCCGCGGCGCGGCCGGUGGCGACUGCGGGGAGGGCCAGAGUACGUCCGAGGGCUCCCGCGCAAGUGGCUGCGGCCCUGGAGAGUUGCUGUAGAAGAGGGAUAAGAGAGGAAGACAACACAGGAGGAGAUAAGUCACUCUGGAUACAAGGGAAGGUCAUACCACUAUAUAGUAAUUAUUGAGCAGAGGGGAAAGGGACAAGGGAAGGAGUAGACUGCAGUCCAGCUAAUAACCUGGGUUUCCUCAUGUAUCACCCUGGCUCAGGUGCUGUCUCCUCUACCCCCUCCCUUUUUAUACCCCUUUAUUUAGUACUUAAAUACUUUUCUGAUUCACUUUGAGAAACAUUGAUUAUGUUGUCUGCCUCAAAAUGUUAAUCUUGGUUUUGGAUUUUAGGCUCUGUGAUCCUCAACCUUGCAAUGGCUUAGGGGUAGCAAUUGUCUCCUCUUGGAAUCUAGCCUUUGGAAUUAUUGAAGGGCGGAGAUUUCUAUCUCUGACCCCAAAGGAAUAGAUCCAGAAUCCAUCUCCAAAUUUGCCUUGUCAGAGAAGCGUAUGCCGUCAAGACAUGGCGAUGUGAUCAGACAGGCCACUGCCCCUGACUUUGAAAAAUACCUUUACUUUCUAGAGCUCAUGUACUUUCUAAAGUACUUUGUCUCUCAUUAGCUUACUUUCCCCUUACAAACAGUCCUGUAAAAUAUUAACAUUAGUAGACAGACUCCUACAAGGCCCCUCAAAUCUUGCAAGGCUAUUCUUUGCUAUCUUCACAUUAUUUUUUUUUUAUUUUCCUAAAAUUGAAAAACUUUCAUCAUUUUCUAUUUGUACCCAUAUCAAAUGGAGCCUCCUCUGCUUGGCUUAUAUGGUGACCUUAAAACCAAUGUCCUAUCCUACUCUGAAUAUAUUCUCCACAUAGUUCCUGGAACAUGGAACACUUAACCACCGGCCUUAGCCCAUAUUGCUUCCCUUAUUAGUGAUGCCUCCUCAAAUCGCUCAGAUUCUACCCAUUCUUCAGUUUCUAACUCCUCCUUGGAGCCUUCCUAGAUCAUUAAUUCCUUAAAGAUUACAUCUUGCUGUGAAUUCCAAUGGUAGCCACAGCUAUUUGGUCAAUUAUAACCUGGUAUUAAAGUCCUAAUGGAGAAAAAAUAUAGCAUAAAUUUGAUAAGUAGAAGAAAACACUAGACUAAGUCAGUUUUAGAAGACUUGAUGUCUACUAAAGAGCUGUGGGAGCCAAGCCAGAUUGCUUUACCUUUGUGGUUUAACAUUUUCUGAGCUGUUAACGUUAAGAGUUUGGGGCAGAUGAUGUCGAUGGUUCCUUCUUAUUCUGAGGCUUUGGGACAACUUGACCUUCCUAAUGUCGGAUAGGAUUGGGGCUCUUAAUUGAGUUCUUGGAUAAAAAGGUCAGGAAUGGGCACUCAGUUCCUUCAGGACUUGUUCUAUCCCACAGAUUUCUGAUGCUAAACAUGGCAAUUUUUGAAAGCUGUCUACCUUUUUUGUUAAGCUUUUUAACCACAAGCAUUCAGGGAAGGUUAAUGGGGGUGAAUUAGGUAGCAGGAUGAUGCAUUAAGGAUAAUAAAGAGUCAUUUUGUGAAUGACUUCCUAUGAGGGAAUAAAUAAGGUCAGCUAUUGAAUAAACCAUACAUCUUAGCAUUUAAAAUUUACUUUGCAUUUCAUCUUCAUUGAGUAGUGCUAUAUAUAAAAUACAGUUAUAUUUUCUUCUUAAUCCUUUCAUAAGUUGAAAAACGUUAGAAUAGUCAAACUGUAGGAUAGACACUAGAUUACUUUCCAUAGUAAUACAUGUUGUAAGUCUGCGUGUCUGUGUGUGUGUGUGUGUGUAUGUGUGUGUGUGUAUCAUAUGCACAUUACACUUAAAUUAAGAAGGGUAUCCCUAAGUUAUAAGGUGCCAUUAUACAUUGACCAGAUUUAAGAAGAAUAUCUCUUUAAAAUGUGUUGACAUUUAAUUGACCUUUGAAAGUUCAUUCUGUUAAUCAUACUCAAAGUGCUAAAGCUAUGGUUGACUGCUCUGGUGUUUUUACAUUCAAUCGUGCUUAGCAUAUAAAUUCUUCAGUAUAAUUGUUACUUAUUUAGCAAGAGUUUCCUUUCUUCUUUGGAAAUAUGAGUUGUGUUUUAUUUUUGCAUCUUUUUUUUUAACUUUGCUUCAGACUGGAUAGUGUUAGAGGUUUGAAUUGAAAUGCCUUCCUGUCAUUAGUUGUAUGGGGUGUGGCUCCUUAAUAUAGGAGUAAUGGAAAUUUCUUGCUUAGUGGAAGCAUACUUUUCUUCUGGCAGAAGUUUGAGGUGUGCUGCUAAAAUUUAGAGAAGCUUAGCACCUCAACACUACAUAUUUUUAACAUAAUAAAGUUUUGAAAAUCUUUCAAGUCCAUUUAUGUAAACGAAAACUAUCAGUAUGAAUACUUCUCAAUUAUUAAACAAGGACUCAAAGGAUUUGUCUUAAUAGUAAACUCUUAAUUAUAUUCCUUGAAUCGCUGUGAGUGGAAUUUAACUUUAUUAUGAAGGAUGUACUUGUUUUAAAAAAUGUCAAAUAUGUUUCUUUUUAAAGCUUAACAUUUUAUUACUAUCACCUAGAGAACUUCUGCGGAAUUGUUUACAAAUUUCUGGGUAUUAAAUUUAUGAAAUCAGUCUGUGUAAAUAAUUUUUAAUAUGGUUCACUGUCUUACAUGUUUCUAAAUUAAUAUUUCUAAUGAUCAUGAAAAAGUAGCUACACUUUUUGCUAAAUGUUAAUAGAAAAAUAAAAACGUAUAAUUUCCUGUGUUUGCUAGCUUAUCUUUGAGAUUCUAGACAUGGUUUGCAAAAUAUUUUUAUCUUAAAAGCUGUUUUUAAAUAGAGAAGAUAAAGUUUAAAGCAUAGUUUUUAUUUUCAUGAGGUCGUCUUACACUUUUCACCUGUGUAGCUCCAUAUUUGAGACGUGUUCUGUUCCCUGUUUUAUAAGUUUUGAUGUCAUGAUAUCCUUUAUUUAUUCACAUAUUAUAAGCAUGGUAAACAGUC